Cynara cardunculus var. scolymus (artichoke) is the source of this 2362-nucleotide messenger RNA. RefSeq names its product protein NSP-INTERACTING KINASE 2. Gene Ontology annotation, biological process: protein phosphorylation. Gene Ontology annotation, molecular function: ATP binding; protein kinase activity; protein binding. Bases 310 to 2175 code for a protein of 621 amino acids. The transcript has 10 exons. Lineage: Eukaryota; Viridiplantae; Streptophyta; Magnoliopsida; Asterales; Asteraceae. The record is from RefSeq and is a predicted model, not a curated record.
ACACUUUACCAUCCAUACAUACAUACAUACAUACUCUCCUCUGUGUCUUUCCUUUUCUUGGACUGCCUGCUGACACCAUUAAACCUUUGAGUUCACUUCCAGUUUUAUAUCCUCACCACCACCAUCACCAUCACCAUCACCAUUACCACUUCAAUAUGGGAAACUACCAUGUCAUUCACAUGUGAUUUAUAUAUAACAAUCAAUUUUGGUGUUUUCUUGGUUCAAACCAACUCUUUCCUUACUUUCUCUUUCAUUUCAUACCACAACCCCCCAAAACCACCUGCUUCUUCUAAUUUCUAGCUCCUUCCCAUGGACCUUCAACCUGUUUUCUGCUGUUUGGCUUUCUUUACCACAUGGGUUUCUUCUGCAACUGCUUUGCUUUCUCCCAAAGGUGUCAACUUUGAAGUGCAAGCUUUGAUGAACAUCAAGAAUGGUUUAGAGGAUCCACACAGUGUCUUAAACUGGGAUGGAGAUGCUGUUGAUCCUUGUAGCUGGACUAUGGUCACUUGUUCUUCUGAUAAACUUGUUAUUGGCCUAGGAAGUCCAAGCCAAAGUCUUUCGGGUUUUCUUUCGCCCAGUAUCGGUAACUUGACGAACCUCCAAACAGUGUUGCUACAGAACAAUAGAAUCUUAGGUCCACUUCCAUUUGAGGUUGGGAGGUUACCUAAGCUUCAAACACUUGAUCUUUCUAAUAACAUGUUUACCGGAGAAAUCCCACCUUCACUAGCCAAUCUCAAGCAUCUCCAGUAUCUGCGGCUAAAUAAUAACAGUCUCACUGGACCAAUUCCUCAGGCAUUGGCUAACAUGACCCAGCUCACGUUUCUGGAUUUGUCCUUUAAUAAUUUAAGUGGUCCUGUUCCAAAGUUUCAAGCUAAAACAUUCAAUAUUAUGGGAAAUCCAAUUAUAUGUGCGACCGGGAUAGAGCAAGAUUGCAACGGAACAACACUCAUGCCAAUGUCACUCCCUCUCGGUACUCAACAAAAGUCACAACCAUCGGUCACGCCCAAAACUCACAAGAUGGCUUUAGCCUUCGGGACAAGCCUUGGGUGCUUCUGCUUGCUGUUUUUCGGAUUUGGAUUUGUUUUCUGGUGGCGAAGACGACACAACCAGCAAGUUUUCUUCGAUAUCAACGAACAAUAUAGAGAAGAAGUGUGUCUGGGGAACUUGAGGAGAUUCCAGUUUCGGGAACUUCAGGUCGCAACAAACAACUUCACGAGCAAAAACAUAGUCGGAAAGGGCGGUUUUGGGAUCGUGUACAAAGGGUUUCUCUCGGAUGGAACGGUUGUAGCCGUUAAGCGGCUCAAAGAUGGAAACGCGGUUGGUGGAGAGAUCCAGUUCCAGACUGAAGUCGAGAUGAUCAGCCUAGCCGUUCACCGAAAUCUUCUUAGACUCUAUGGUUUCUGUAUGACGACAUCGGAGCGCCUUUUGGUAUACCCCUAUAUGUCCAAUGGCAGUGUUGCUUCUCGUCUUAAAGAUAAACCGGCGCUAGAUUGGGGUACGAGGAAGAGAAUUGCAUUAGGAGCUGCAAGGGGCUUGUUAUAUUUGCACGAGCAGUGUGACCCGAAAAUAAUCCAUCGAGACGUGAAGGCUGCAAAUAUACUGCUCGAUGAUUACUACGAGGCCGUGGUGGGUGAUUUCGGGCUCGCAAAGCUUUUAGACCACCAUGAUUCACAUGUUACGACAGCUGUCCGAGGAACUGUAGGACAUAUCGCCCCCGAGUAUCUCUCCACCGGCCAGUCAUCGGAAAAAACCGAUGUUUUUGGUUUCGGGAUUCUUUUGCUAGAACUGAUCACUGGCCAGAGAGCUCUAGAAUUCGGCAAAUCUGCAAACCAGAAAGGUGCGAUGCUCGAUUGGGUUAAGAAAAUUCAUCAUGAAAAUAAACUCGAUAUGUUGGUAGAUAAGGACCUGAAAACUAGCUACGAUAGAAUCGAGCUGGAGGAGAUGGUUCAAGUGGCGUUGCUGUGCACACAGUAUCAACCGAUCCAACGGCCGAAGAUGUCUGAAGUGGCUCGGAUGCUGGAAGGUGACGGGCUAGCCGAGAAAUGGGAAGCAUCUCAGAGAGCCGAAUCUAAUAGAGGACGAGCCAAUGAGUUCUCGUCUUCUGAGCGAUAUUCGGAUCUGACUGAUGACUCCUCGUUGCUUGCCCAGGCAAUGGAGCUAUCGGGACCCCGGUGAUACAGACACCGAGAUGACAAAUAAAACAACGGAUUUCUGAUUGAACAGAAACCUAAUUACAGUUCAUAACUGCUUGUUUAUUUUAUAUGGUUUUGGAGUGGAAGAAAAUUUAUGAGUGUUGAUCUUGUAAGAGGAAUGUUGUAUAAAUUUUUGCUGUUCAUAUCAGAGAAUGGUUUUCUUCUGAAAA